AAUAUAUGAAACGACUGGUAUAUUCAGCUCUGAACUUGUUUUUCUUUUCAGAUAUGAAUCAAUUCAUUAUCUUGAUUAUACCGCUUAUAUUGAUUAUGGUGACCUCUGGUGACGAUUUUCGACUAUCCUUUGGAUACCAUGGUAAUCAGAGGUGGCCCAACCGAAGGAGCAGGUAUUAUCUACCGGAAUCUGCAAGAACGGAUGAGACUUGUGUUUGUGUACCCGCAGCACUCUGUAGUCAAAGGAACAUUGUAACAGAUGGAAUGGGUUUAAUUGAUGCUCGGAGAAGGGAAUGUGUCGGUAGGUGUCGCAGAUGUAGAGAGUAUGAGGUAUGUUGCCUGUCUCACCAACGAACAUCUAAGCAGUGCGGAGUAAGCCAACUACUGGGGUCCACUAUUGGAAGUCUUGCACCACCGAAGGAUGGUCAUGCAGAUUUCGGAAAAUGGCCUUGGCAGUGGAUGGUAAAACACGCUACACUCAUUGACUCCAGACAUGUAUUAACUGUGGCACACUGUGUGAAAAAGUUCACGGGGGAUAACCAGUACCCUCUGAGGAUCCGACUAGGUGAAUGGGACACUCAACACAAAGAUGAGCCAUUUCCCCACCAGGAUUAUGACGUCCAAGACAUCUUUCUUCACCCUUCUUUUGAUGCUAUUAGUCUGUGGAACGAUAUUGCUGUGCUUCGCCUGGUUCAUGACGUUACUUUCCAACCUCACAUCAGUCCCAUUUGUCUUCCAAAUUUCGAGGAUGUGUUUGAAGGAGAAAACUGUGUAGUGACUGGCUGGGGAAAGGACAGUUUUCAGGAUGGUCGUUACACAAAUUUGAUGAGGGAAAUCCGUGUUCCUGUCAUUUUUAAUGCCUUAUGCGAAGAGCUGUUAAGAAAUACGUUUCUUGGGCCGUAUUAUAAUCUUCACGAUGGAUUCAUUUGUGCCGGGGGCGUGAAGGAUGAAGACUCUUGCAAGGGAGACGGAGGGGGCCCACUCUCGUGUUGGCGCCAGGACGGAACGUACAGCUUAGCCGGGCUAGUGGGCUGGGGAGUUGAGUGUGGGAAGCCAGGUCUACCAGGAGUUUACGUACGAAUACAGAAGUACCUUUCUUGGAUUACCAGUAUCACCGGAAAGUCGAUUGAAUCGUAUUGGUCUGACUAGAUGAUCUAAUUUAUCAACCUGCAGGUGUCUGAUAUAAUGUGAAGAUUACUUACAGUAUCCGUUCUUAACAAUGUUACAUACGUCACUCUCGCAACAUUUUAAUACUAAUAAACAUGUAUACUACAUCUAGUAUUAACUUAAACCCUCCACAGUUAUUGAGUACGUAAGAAGUAUCUCUACACUCAAUACGUUUACUGUACAUUCUACACACUCAACACCCAGUCUGUACCGUACGUUUACUGUACAUUCUAAAAACUCAACACCCAGUCUGUACCGUACGUUUACUGUACAUUCUACACACUCAACACCCAGUCUGUAUCGUACGUUUACUGUACAUUCUCAACACCCGGUUAGUACUCUACGUUGUGUUAUAUUCUACACUUACUACGUUUACUGUACGUUCUCAACACCCAGUCUGUACUCUAGGUUGUGUUAUAUUCUACACUUACUACGUUUACUGUACAUUCUACACACUCAACACCAAGUCUGUACAGUACGUUUGUUUUACAUUCUAAACUUACUACGUUUCCUGUACAUUCUACAUUCUCAACACCCAGUCUGUACCGUACGUUUACUGUACAUUCUAUAUACUCAACACCCAGCCUGUUCCGUACGUUUGUUUUACAUUUUAAACUUACUACGUUUCCUGUACAUUCUACAUACUCAACACCCAGUCUGUACCGUACGUUUACUGUACAUUCUACAUACUCAACACCCAGUCUGUACCGUACGUUUACUGUACAUUCUACAUACUCAACACCCAGUCUGUACCGUACGUUUGUUUUAUAUUCUAAACUUACUACGUUUACUGUACAUACUCAACACCCAGUCUGUACCGUACGUUUACUGUACAUUCUACACACUCAACACCCAGUCUGUACCGUACGUUUACUGUACAUUCUACACACUCAACACCCAGUCUGUACCCUACGUUGUGUUAUAUUUUACACUUAUUACGUUUACUGUACAUUCUCAACACCCCGUUAGUACUCUACGUUGUGUUAUAUUCUACACUUACUACGUUUACUGUACAUUCUCAACACCCAGUCUGUACUCUACGUUGUGUUACAUUCUACACUUACUACGUUUACUGUACAUUCUCAACACCCAGUUAGUACUCUACGUUGUGUUAUAUUCUACACUUACUACGUUUACUGUACAUUCUCAACACCCAGUUAGUACUCUACGUUGUGUUAUAUUCUACACUUACUACGUUUACUGUACAUUCUCAACACCCCGUUAAAUGUCUACUGCAUCCUGUACUCUCAACAUAUUUUUUGAAACAUAAUAUCUUUUACACAUUUUACAUACUAAAUUUUCAGUGCAGCACCACUUAACAUCCGUGUCUAGUGUCUUAACAAGUUCCUGUCAAUUAUGCUAAUGUGAGUUACAUUUGAACUACUUUCGGUUACAGAGUUUGACCUAUUUUAUACAUUCUACGAUGAUAUGUGAACAUAAAAUAAAAGUGUUUCAAUAAUUAUA
Messenger RNA from Limulus polyphemus (Atlantic horseshoe crab), 2630 nucleotides. RefSeq names its product serine proteinase stubble-like. Gene Ontology annotation, biological process: proteolysis. The record is from RefSeq and is a predicted model, not a curated record. Lineage: Eukaryota; Metazoa; Arthropoda; Merostomata; Xiphosura; Limulidae. The transcript has 7 exons. Gene Ontology annotation, molecular function: serine-type endopeptidase activity. Bases 6 to 1148 code for a protein of 380 amino acids.